Molecule: messenger RNA, 1405 nt
Organism: Drosophila santomea
Lineage: Eukaryota; Metazoa; Arthropoda; Insecta; Diptera; Drosophilidae
Product: beta-1,4-glucuronyltransferase 1
Source: RefSeq, a predicted model, not a curated record
CAACACUGUCAAUCGAUUUAUCGAGGAAGCAUAGGUCAUGUCCAAAAACAGUUUGUGGGAAACGAAAAAAAGAAAAUCGUAACAAUAUGUUUCGACUCUUUUGCCCUCUGAUCUCUCUUGUGGUCCUUACUCUUGUCCUAAGGGUCAGUUGCCUGGAGAAUGGAACCAUUGUCAAGCUGAAAAAGUUUGUGAACUGCGAGGCUAAGAAGUACAACACGUCGAUCCAUAGGGACUACUGGGUGCUGGAGAACUAUGUGAUGGCGGGUCACGGGGAUAUUCCGUGCUAUGCAAAUGUGACCUACACCACGCAUGCGGACUAUACGUAUCUGGAUAAUGUGGUGCCCCUCCUGGAACGCUGGCGAUCACCCCUCAGCCUGGCCAUCUAUGCUCCUGGCACGGAUUUCGAGCCCACCAUACAGAGCAUUCUGUACCUGUUGCAGUGCCAUCCUGGCAACGUCCUGGUUCGCCAGCUGUGCAGCUUCCACUUGUACUUCGAGGUGGAGCACUUGCCCCAGGUGGUGCUUCCACCCAAAAUGGCUCUAAGGAAGCAGGCAAACUGCAGUGGACCACCGCCAUAUGAAAACGUCGUUAAGACGGACAUGUACAGGGCUCGAAACUCGCUGGAUUACCCCGUCAAUUUGGGACGGAACAUCGCACGCAGGGCUUCGCUGACGCACUUCGUCCUGGCCUCGGACAUCGAGCUCUAUCCCUCGCCAGGAUUGGUGCCCGCCUAUUUGCAUUUCCUUGGCCACCGAGUGAUUGGAAUCCCAGGACAGCUGCCCGAUUCGCCGCUGGUCCAUGUGCUGCGUAUUUUCGAGGUGAUGGCCAAUGUUUCCGUGCCGAACACCAAGCCAGAGUUGCAAGAGAUGCUGAAAUCGGGCGAAGCAGUUCCAUUCCACAUGGAGAUCUGUGAGGCAUGCCAUAAGGGACCAAAGCUGGAGGAGUGGAUAAAUGCGAGCGUCGUCUCCAAGGAUCUGAAUGUCUUCAAUGUCGGCCAUCGCACGGAAGACUACAACAAUUGGGAGCCGAUAUUUCUGGGCACCGUUGAUGAUCCUGCCUACGAUGAGCGAUUGACUUGGGAGGGACAGCGGGACAAAAUGACCCAGGCUUACGCCAUGUGCGUUCUGGACUACCAGUUCCAUAUCCUGGACAACGCUUUCCUGGUCCACAAGCCCGGCAUCAAACAGCCCGGCAAACGUAAGGCAAUCUUCUCUCAAAUCCACAAGACCAACGGCCUGAUCAAUAGAAAGAUCCUCAAAGAGUUGCGGAUGAAGUACGGUUCUCGAAGGGGCUGUGUUAUUUAGGUGUAGUUCUUCUAUAUGAAAUGUAUAAUUCAAAUUCAAUGUUAAGUGAAAUACAAGCUAUAAUAAGUCUGGCUUAAGCUCAUUUAACUUUGACCACUAAA